UAGAGGAGAAUGGCUGCUGAGAACACCUCCUCAGUGACAGAGUUCAUCCUCCAAGGCUUAACAGACCAGCCAGGACUCCAAGUCCCUCUCUUUUACCUGUUUCUAAAUUUUUAUGUGGUCACAGUCCUGGGGAACCUGGGCUUGAUAACUCUGAUAGGGCUGAACUCUCACCUGCAUAUUCCCAUGUACUUUUUCCUCCUCAACUUGUCUUUCAUAGAUUUUAGUUACUCCACUACUCUUACCCCUAAAAUGCUGAUGGGUUUUGUCUUAAAGAAGGACACCAUUUCCUAUAUAGGGUGUAUGAUUCAAUUUUUUUUCUUCUGUUUCUUUGUUUUUUCUGAAUCCUAUAUCCUGCCAGCGAUGGCAUAUGAUCGCUAUGUUGCCAUCUGUAAGCCACUAUUGUACACGAUCAUCAUGUCUCCCCAGCUGUGUUUACUCCUUCUGUUGGGUGUCUAUGGGAUGGGGGGUUUGGGGGCUGUGGCCCAUAUGGGAAACCUGAUCCUUAUGACCUUUUGUGCAGACAACUGCAUCAAUCACUAUAUCUGUGACAUCAUUCCACUCCUUGAGCUGUCCUGCAGUAGCUCUUACAUACAUUUGUCAGUGGUCUUUAUUGUUGUGGCCAUUGGCAUUGGAGUUCCCAUUGUUACUCUUUUUAUAUCCUAUGGUUUCAUUCUUUCCAGCAUUCUCCACAUUAGCUCCACUGAGGGUAGAUCCAAGGCCUUUAGUACCUGCAGUUGCCACUUAAUUGUGGUAUCUCUUUUCUUUGGAUCUGGAGCUUUUAUGUAUCUCAGACCACCUUCUAUUUUGCCCCUGGACCAGGGAAAAGUGUCUUCUAUUUUCUAUACUGCUGUGGUGCCAAUGCUCAAUCCAUUAAUCUAUAGCCUGAGGAAUAAGGAUGUCAAAAUUACCCUGAGGAAAACCUUGAGCAGGAAAAUCUUCUCUUGA
This is a messenger RNA of Heterocephalus glaber (naked mole-rat), 945 nucleotides long. RefSeq names its product olfactory receptor 8B12. Gene Ontology annotation, cellular component: membrane. Gene Ontology annotation, molecular function: olfactory receptor activity; G protein-coupled receptor activity. The record is from RefSeq and is a predicted model, not a curated record. Lineage: Eukaryota; Metazoa; Chordata; Mammalia; Rodentia; Bathyergidae. Gene Ontology annotation, biological process: G protein-coupled receptor signaling pathway.